Molecule: messenger RNA, 1314 nt
Organism: Styela clava
Lineage: Eukaryota; Metazoa; Chordata; Ascidiacea; Stolidobranchia; Styelidae
Product: ribosomal L1 domain-containing protein 1-like
Source: RefSeq, a predicted model, not a curated record
GCUCUACUGACCCACGUGAAUUCCCGAAUCAAAUCUCUCAAACAGUACACGGUGCGGUGUGCAAACAUCUGAUCUCCGCAUUGGCAUUGGUUUCUGUGUUUAGACUGUUAGUGGUUACCGUCAAAUGAAACUGCCAAACAGUACACUUUUAACUCAUAAUGGAUGAUUCUUGGAAAACUACAUGUCCCCUGGAUAAGGGUCAAGUAACGAAGGCUGUGAAAGCCUUGAAAGAAUACAUCGCUAAAGCACAAAAAAAGGAAAAUGAAAAAGCUUUACUUGAGGAACAUAAUUGCAUACAGCUCCAAGUUACGCUGCACAAAAUUCCUGCUGUAAAAGAAAAGUCUGUAUAUAUAAAGUUGCCCCAUGAAUUAUAUAAAGACUCUGAAAUAUGUCUUUUCACACCUGAUUUCGAUGAGGAUGAUGCUGAAAAAUCGGAAGAGUAUUAUAAAAAUCUUCUAAAUGAAAAAGGAAUAUCUGCAAUUACAAAGUUUAUGCCCAUACGUCAAGUGAGAUUGGAUUACAGACAGUAUGAAUCGAGAAGAAAAUUGGUGGAUAUGUACGACCUAUUUCUUUGUGAUAAAUCUAUAUCUCAUCGUUUACCAAAAUUACUAGGGAAAUAUUUGUUUGAAAAACGAAAACAUCCGUGGCCCGUUGAUAUAGAAUGUGAUGAUCUUCGCAAGGAGAUUUCCGAUGUCAUUGGAAACACUAGAUGGUUUAUGUCUGGUAAUGGAUCAUCGAGCAUUAUGACAGCGGGGAAAAUGACUUUCUCAGUGUCACAAAUUGUUGAUAAUAUUAUGGCGUGUGCAGUUGAAGUUGCCAAAAGCGCUCCGAGGGGUUGGAAUAAUGUUUGCUCGUUGAAUAUUAAAACUGAUAAUUCUCUCGGACUUCCAGUGUAUUACAAUGAUAAUCAUGAAGAUAUCCGUGAUAUGGACAUGGGCGAGUUGGAGUAUCUGCGUGACUGUAAAAGGAGAAGAGAACAGAAAAAAGCAAUGUGGAAUAUGGUUGGUUUGGGAUCACGAAAUAAGUCUAAAAAAUUAAGGAUAUCUAGUGGAAAAAGAAAGAUCAAGUUGAAGAAAACGAAAGAAAAAAAAUAAUGUUUACCAAAUAGUUCUUCAUUUAUUGUCUCUGGCGACUGGAAUCGGCCGCGAUUGAGAUCAUAGAUGAAAUAAAUAUGGUCUUCUCUAAUCAAAUUUGUACAAUUGACAAAGAAUUUCAACGUGAGAGAAAAUUUCAGAAUUCGACAAAUGCUCUGUUCCAUUUUGUUUAUACAUGGCACAAUUAUCCAUAUAAUAAUACAAACAUACUGUAUACCUA